AUCACGAUUAAUAUAAUGAUAUUAUUUAAACAUGAUUAAUUUGAUCAAAGUAAAAGAAAAACAGAAAGAAGCAUCUGAAAAUGCAGCAUCAAAACCACAAAUUAAAGAACAAUCAGCCUCAGAAUUACGUGUUCAUAGAGAUAUUAAUGAAUUAACUUUACCACCAAUUUGUACAAUUAAUUUUCCUAAUGGAAAAGAUGAUCUUAUGAAUUUUGAAGUAUCAAUUAAACCUGAUGAUGGUUAUUAUAAUGAGGGUACAUUUCCAUUUACAUUUCAAAUUCCAAUAUUAUAUCCACAUGAUGCACCAAAAGUUAAGUGCAAAGUUAAAGUUUAUCAUCCAAAUAUUGAUUUGGAAGGUAAUGUUUGUCUUAAUAUUCUUAGGGAAGAUUGGAAACCUGUUUUGAAUAUUAAUGCUGUGAUUUAUGGAUUAAUUCAUUUGUUUACUGAGCCUAAUUAUGAAGAUCCACUUAAUUAUGAAGCUGCCAAUGAGUUGAAAGAUAAUCCAAGCUUGUUUGAAAUAAAUGUUCAUAGGGCAAUGUGGGGUGGCUACGUGCAUGAAGAGAAUUUCGAUCGAGUUGUAGAUUGAAAUUAUAUGCAUGAUAUUAAAGGCGGAGUCAAGAUUUCUGCUCAGGAGGUUCCAAAUCUGAAGGGGUUCAAUAUCUACGAUAUAUAUAUAAAAAUUAUUUUAAUCAUGUAUUAAUAAUGUAUAAUUUUUUGUCAAAGGAAAUUCGGACGAACCCCUUAUUACUAGGCUGGCUCCGCCUCUACAUAAUAUAAUCUUCUGAUUUUGCAUAUAAUGUAAUUUUGGUCACAUAUUUGUUUCGAUAAAUUGGAAAUAGUAUUCGGAGAUUAUUUCAAAUAAAGUGUUUUGUUUCCUUGUU
Messenger RNA from Capsicum annuum, 881 nucleotides. RefSeq names its product NEDD8-conjugating enzyme Ubc12-like. Lineage: Eukaryota; Viridiplantae; Streptophyta; Magnoliopsida; Solanales; Solanaceae. Bases 32 to 586 code for a protein of 184 amino acids. The record is from RefSeq and is a predicted model, not a curated record. The transcript has a single exon.